AUGAAACUCACCGCUCCUCUCCUCACCACCAUGGCCAUGGCCACGACCGUCCUCGCACUGCCGGAUAGCGACGCACGCGGAACCAGCGCCGACAUCACCCUCGCCCCCAAGCCUGUUCAUAGCAAAGCCAGCUUCGAGACGGUCAUCAUCAACUCUAGUAUCAAGAUCGUCGCGACCCCAGCCGCGACGCCGGUUGCGACGCCGGCUGCGACGCCCGGUGCCGCUGCAAGUGCGGCGGCGGAUGCGGCCGAGAAGCAAGUUGAAGCGAAUAUUCUGAGUUCGGUGAGUCGCUUUCCUGGAGUGUGA
Messenger RNA from Aspergillus clavatus NRRL 1, 306 nucleotides. RefSeq lists its product as uncharacterized. The coding region runs from base 1 to 306 and encodes 101 amino acids. The record is from RefSeq and is a predicted model, not a curated record. The transcript has 2 exons. NCBI's taxonomy places the organism in Eukaryota, Fungi, Ascomycota, Eurotiomycetes, Eurotiales, Aspergillaceae.